Messenger RNA from Linum trigynum, 3471 nucleotides. Lineage: Eukaryota; Viridiplantae; Streptophyta; Magnoliopsida; Malpighiales; Linaceae. The record is from the annotation of a GenBank genome assembly.
CCAGAAUGAUUUCUAAGCAAACUGUUUACUUAUAUCAACAAAUUAACCAAACACAAGUCACACAACACAGUACACAACUUGGUCACUCAACACAAAUACACAAUGAAGUCACAACUUAACCACUGCACUGCAUCAAAAUGUCAUAGAAAUUAAACUGAUAAACAUAACCGAUCACUACUUCACAAAGGCAGCUAUGUAUAUUAAUGUCUGAGGUCUUCUAAUAAUCCAAGAAAAAUAAACCACUAACAAUAGUACAACAGAAAACAAUAGAAGAGGCUUGUCCCAAAAUUGAAAUUACAGCACUACAUUGUGAUCUCCCAACAAACCACAUUCAAGACACCUAAAACAUUCACAACUACAUGACAUGAUAAUCAUGUUCACCAAUGGAUCAGAGAGCAUCAAAGGGACCUUGCAGAGAGCUGGUUUGUAGAGGAAGUAUCCAAAAUGUUUUAAAGAAACUUCCCAAAUGCAUCAAGUUGAUUCCAAUCAACUCGAUCCCUAGGCACAACAAAAAGCGAACAACAACAACCCCAAAAUCAUCAUCCAAGCAUCAACCAACCUCCAUGAACCCCUCUGCUUACCUAAUGGACAAAAUAAUAAAUUCACUGUUGAUGCAAGCUCACCAAAAAAAAAUUUCAACCAAGAAAAAUUAGCCAGAGAAGCAUUAUCAUAUUGAAAACCCUGUGUGAUAUCACAGAAGCAUACACAUACAUGCACAAAAACCUAAUCCCCAUAUAGGCGACACUUAGCAUAAGAAUGCUUAAGAGUUUCUUGUGACGGAGUAGGUUCCCCAAGUGUGAAUGGUGCAGCACUCAGAGUCUCACCACCAGUCCGUUUGUCAUCACCCUCCUUGGUUCCAGAAGACUCCAAGUUCUCAACCUUCACCUUCGCCAGUGACGAGACUAACCUUGAACAAACGAGAAAAGAAAAGCAGAUAAAACAUAACGAUAAAAGUAUAUAGACCUAAAGCAUUUCUUGUUAGUACAAAAUUACUCAUAGAUUUCUCGAUGGUGAUGAAGAGGGUGGUGUUGAAGAUGGAAUCUUCCUAAUUAUGCUAUGAGGAGUCUCAGAGUUACCUCUAGUAGUGUCAGAAGAAGCAAAAGAUACAUUUUCAGAAAAGCUCACAGGAACCAACUUCUGCCCUAGCAUAAACAAUGAUGGUGUUUCAAGAUGAAUGACAUCAGCCACAACUUUGACACCAGUGGCCUGCAUCAGAUUAUCAACACUGACAUGUACUGGUCCACUGCUGGCCAAACCAGGUGAUAGCAUCGUAUUUGCACAUGUUUGCACUCUUGUUUCCUGACCAUUUUAGCUCGAAUUUGUGGUUCCUUGGCCUAUUUUACUCUAGGUUGUGAUGUUUUGUCAUAUCUCAGGUUCUAGCAAGUAAAGGGAUGCAUAGGCGCAAGUUUCGGGUCAUUUGGAGGUUAGUUGGCGAUUCAAGAUUCAAAAUACAAGCAUCCCCUGCAUAAUUAUGAGCGUAGUUGCCACUGUCCUGACCGUAAUUUUAAUGUCGAGCCAAAUCCCUGAGAAUGUCUGUCGAAGAGCAAAAUACGGGCAAGAAAGGAAUGAAUUACGGUCGUAAUUCCACGAAUACUGGAAGUAAUUGGGUAAUGGCGACCGUAAUUCCCUUCAUCAGUGUUAAGUGAAACGUGCGUUUUGGGUGAAAUAAGGGCAUGCCAUGAUUACAACCAUAAUUCAGCCCGUAUUUCGCACAGAAUCGGGUUUAUGAGGCAGAUUCGAGGCAUAGGGAGCUAUUUGGAGUGGAUUACUGACCAUUGAAGCCCAUAUUGCAUCCACGGGAGUGAAGAUCGACAUCCCAGAGUAGAUUAUCCCCAUCUUUAUGAGUAUGACUGCUCUGAUUUCUGUUUUCCACUCUCUCUGUGAAGUAGAACCUUCUCUCACUUGGGUAUGAAGAACCCUAGUUCCAUGUGUUAGGAAUCUUGAUUGUAAUGACUUUGGAUUGAUAUACUGAUUGAUUUUAAUCGAUUGAUGCAUGAUUCAUUGAGCCAAUUAAAGCCUGAUCAUCUUUUCUUGAUUUCUGCUGCAACUUGAGAUGGAUAGAAUCUGAUUAGGUUGUUAGAGCUUCAUCAAUCGGUAGUAGUAGAUUGGUAAUAAAAGAGUUAAUCGAUUUACUGCUUUGUACUGGAAUCCAAUUCCAGUAGUGGAGUUCUGUGUUUAUUGCCUCAGCAGUCUAAUCCCGGUGAAGGGCUAGUUGCCUGCCGGUUAGUCUGUCAGAGAGGGCUUGGUCAGCUUAAGGAUUCCAAGCUACUGUCGGAUCUUCCGCAGUUUAAUAAACGGUAAAUCAACCAAAGGUAAUUACAACUUUGACCUAACUAAGGAUCUAGGGGGACUCAUUCCCGAGUGACUCUUCCCCUGCUUAAGAACUUCGAACCAUUUCCUGAUUUCUUACUGCUUUUGCUUAAAACCAUAUUCAAUCUACUUAGUUUGCUAGAUAAUAAAUCAUCAAGGAGUAGGCGGUAGAUCUAGACCACGGGUUGAUAAAUAGAAAUUGCCACUUUACUACAUUUCCGAGGAGCGAUACACUUGGUCGCAGUCUGGUGUUGUGUUUUAGCGUGUCAAGUUUUUGGCGUUGUUGCCGAGGACUACUAGGUUAUUGUGGAAACGUGAAAAUUUGUUACUCUAGUUUUUUUCUUUACGACAUUCUCCCUCUUCCACCUUUGUGCCUUCACGGGUUGUGUUUGCAUUCUGUGUGCAGGUAGUGCAUGACCUGUAGCAAGUUAGGUGACUUACUACCGUUAGAACAAAAGCUUGAACAGACUUGUAGGAACUUCAAGCGGGCCUUAAAGGCGCGACUGGAUUCGGAGGAGGCCCUAGCACAGCUUCAGAUCAAUCAGGAGGAAGCCAUGGGUGAGCCUCAAGACAACGAUGUGGUUGUCCCAGAUGAGCACACAAUGGGAUAUUACUGGACCAGCAGAGCCGCGGACAUGAGGUCGCCCAUCCAACACCCUCAAGUUGCUGCUAGGGGUGAACAAACACACCCGUAAACCGACCCAUUCGUCCAACCCGACCCAACCCACCCGUAUUUAUCGCUAAAACAAAGGUUUCGGGUUGGGUGAGGGUUUUCUUUUGCACAACCCGCCUCUAUUGGGUUGGGUUUGGAUUUUGGAUUACAGAACCCGUAGAACCCGACCCAACCCGUGUUCCAACUAUUGGUAGGAGUUCGUAUCCAAAAAUAUUUAUGUCAUUUAUAAUUAUGCUAAAAUUAAGAUAUUUCACCAUGUUUUUCUCUCAUUGUCUCCCUAUUUUAAUGCAUUUUUAGGUUUAAAGUUUAGACAUAAAUUUAAUAUAGCUAUGAUUCACGUAAUCCUUUUUCUUGUGUACAAUUUUAAUAGAAUAACAUAUUAUGGGUGCAUUCGUUUAUAACCUUUUUAGCGUAUUUUAACAAAUAUCGUGAAAAAAAUUAGACAUAUGUUGAAGUAAAUCAAAUUUUAUUAAAAUUGAAACAACAUU